Messenger RNA from Lemur catta (Ring-tailed lemur), 2495 nucleotides. RefSeq lists its product as uncharacterized. The record is from RefSeq and is a predicted model, not a curated record. The coding region runs from base 1 to 852 and encodes 283 amino acids. The transcript is spliced from 6 exons. NCBI's taxonomy places the organism in Eukaryota, Metazoa, Chordata, Mammalia, Primates, Lemuridae.
AUGGUUCCAGUGUACGUGGCUCCUCCAAAAUUCUUAUGUUGGAACUUAAACCCCGAGGUGAUGGUGUUAAGAGUCAGACGGGUGGUCCGCCAGCGCAGGUCACCUGAGCUCCCCCUGACACCAGCGGCACCGCCGGCUUCUGUCUUCCCGGGGCUAGCAUACGGACUUCUCCACCUCCCGAACAGAAAUGGGACCGAGCCAGCUCUGCCAACUCACUCCCUCCAGGCAGGAGACGCCGGGUCCCAACGCCUUUCUGCUGGAACGAGACGCACCUUGGACCUGGGAAGAAACUUGCUUUCUAAGCCAAGUUCUCCAACCGCAUCUGUCUGGGUCCUCCGGAGGCGGCGUCACGCGGCGGGACAGAGCCGAGCGCUACGGGGGCUCCGGCCGCCCCCGGGCUCCCCGACCUUUGUUCGCCCGCCCCGCGCAACCACACGGGCCAGGCCCGGCCAGUCGCGAGCGCGGGUAAAGUUUCAGGGUAAUCUCCCGGGACGACUCGGCUGGAAACGGCGUUCCGAAAGCACCCCGCACGCACGCCCCUCCCGCGGCAAGGCUGCCGGAGGCGCCGGCAACACCGCGGGGCAGGGAGCCCACGCGGAGACCCAACAGCCCCGCCGCAUUGCCUGGGCAGCCGCCCCCAGCCGCGCACUCCUGUCCCACCCACCCCCCGGGCUGGGAGUUCACUCCAGGCGAAGGCCCCGAGGCUGCACCUCCGAGCUAAGGAAAACGGAAGGACUACUGCAAGGAGCAAUCUGGGGUCAGUGUCUGGACGCCACAGACAAGACUUUCACCUGGGGAGUAACUAAAGGUCCAGACUUGGCCGGGGACCCAGAAGUGCAGGAGAGCAGAUGAGCGUGAACAAGAUCAUCUACUGUUCACUCCUAAGUCGCCUGCGAACAACGAGGAGCAGGUCGACGAGACGAUGAUACUGCAGUAACGUGACACAUCAGAACACUGCACUAAGGAAUGUUCACGAAUAUUUGUACACUCUUCAUUGCAAUUUACUCUGGAUCAUUCUCUCUACCACAUGUUUUCUGCUGAAAGUGGCCUUGGCGGCCUUUGCUGAUUUCUUCGUCUACAGUGUGUUUGAUUCAUGAUGAGUCCUAAAUCGUCGACUUCCUCACUUUUCUGUCAGAUAUUAACAGAACUACUGUGCUUAUUAUUUAUUCCUUGUCUACCUGACGGGAACGAGUUCCCUUGCACGAAGAAAGCCCAUGAACUGGACCGUGAGGAGAGUGUGCUGGUGGCAGCAAGGAGGAAAUGCACGCAGUGGGGACUGGCCACCUGGAACACGCAGCCAAGGCUCCCACGCAGAGGUGCCAGGACCACAGGGCCUGGUGGAAUCCCAAAGGCUCGCGGGCCAGUCUAGCAUCGCCUCCUUUGCCCAGCAGCUAACGUGUUUGUGAUGCCCUGGAAUGCUGUAAUAUUGAUUUAAUGUUUAUGGGGCGUGUAAAUGAAAUCAAAUCCGAUUGAAGGGACACCAUCUGGAGAGGAAGCCCGAGUCCCAACUCAGAGAUCGUAAUUAGACAUGAGCGCAGAUGUAAUAUAGAAUUUUUUGCACACAUACGCACAGAAUUGCUUCUGUUUCACACAUUUGCCUUUAUCACAUUCGACUGCGUCGUGUAUUGUGUGUACAUAAAGGGUUCACAGAGAUGAAAAAAGCAGUUUCAAUUUAAAACAUAGAAGUGAGAAAGAAAAGACGUAAUCGUCAUUUGGGCCAUGAACAUUUGGUGAGAAAGAGAGAGAGAGGGAGAGAGAGACAAGACUGUUUCAAGAUGUGUAAAUUCCUCCAUGACAGCACUUUGAAUUACUCAGCGUUUCAGCUCCGGCACCUUGGUCAGAGUGACCGGCUAAUUCGAGCCUGAUGAAUGAGCAGCUUGUAUUUGAAGAAAGGGUGAUGGUGAGUGACAAAGAGACAUCGUCCACAGCAUGCUUUGGAAAAGGCCCUGGGUGUCAUCUCUCUGUGAGCAGAGACACUGGUCACACAGAGGAGCAUGUGGGACGCUGUGGGACUGGAGCGUGGGCGGCUGGGGCACCGUCAUGUUUUAUUCCGUUACUGGCACAGAGCGCACACUGUGCAGGACGUCAGUGGCAAGGACCUCCCUUGCGGAGUGCAUGGUCUGGGGGAGGCAGAGGAGGAGGUCACUGCACACAGUGUGACAGGGGUGACAUCAGAGGAAGCUGUGGGCAUAAGGAGGCACAGAGGAGAGCAGUCGUGUCCCUCACCAGGACUCACCUGAGUCCCUUGGCGCCUUGCCUGUGCCUUUUAAUGGCAUGUAUACCAGGGUCUGAAUGUGCCCACCCCCGUGAACGGGAUUAGCCCCUUAUAAAAGGGCUUCAGGGAGCCUGUUUGCCCCUUCCACCACGUGGGGACCCACAGGCACCAUCUAUGCCAGAAGGGCCUUCACCAGAUGCCAAAUCUGCUGGCACCUUGAGCUGGCACUUCCCAGUAGUUCCCUCCAGAACUGUGAGCAAAUAAAUUUCUGUUGUCUAUA